Arabis nemorensis is the source of this 1161-nucleotide messenger RNA. The record is from the annotation of a GenBank genome assembly. Lineage: Eukaryota; Viridiplantae; Streptophyta; Magnoliopsida; Brassicales; Brassicaceae.
AUGUCUUCUCAGAAUCAUGAAGGAAAAAGGAUCUAUCAAGUCUGGCCCGGUAACAACAGAUUUUAUUGUGGAGGAAGACUGGUGUUUGGUCCAGACGCAUCUUCGCUUCUUUUGACCGCAUCUAUGAUAGGAGGACCAGCUAUCACUUUCUGCGUUAGGAUGGUUUAUUUGAUCGGACAUCGCUACCCUGCAUUCCAUUCUCUGCUUUUGAUGGGUGCAGUUAUGAUCACAAUCUUGGAUUUCGUAUUUCUCUUCUUGACAUCAUCGAGAGACCCCGGGAUUAUCCCAAGGAACAAAGAAGCGCCUGAAGCAGAAACUCCCCAGGCUAUCAGCCAAUCGUUGGAAUGGGUGAGUAACAAAGCAGGGAAGGCGAAACUACCACGAACAAAAGAUAUAACAGUGAAUGGCUUCUCUGUGAAAGUUAAAUUCUGCGAUACCUGUCAGCUAUACCGUCCUCCUCGUGCUUCUCACUGCUCAAUCUGCAACAACUGUGUCCAAAGGUUUGAUCAUCACUGUCCAUGGGUAGGGCAGUGCAUCGCCUUGCGUAACUAUCCAUUCUUCGUCUGUUUCUUGUCAUGUUCAACCCUCCUCUGCAUCUACGUCUUUGUGUUCUCAUGUAUCUGCAUGCUUGAAGUCCAUGGCCAAUUCUAUCUCGUCCUCGCUGAUGACUUAAUAUUAGGUGCUCUUGUUCUAUACUGCUUUGUUUCCGUCUGGUUUGUUGGUGGACUUACCGUCUUCCACUUCUACCUAAUCUGCACCAACCAGACGACAUGUGAGAAUUUCCGGUACCAUUACGAUAAGAAUGAAAACCCUUACCGAAAGGGGAUCUUACAGAACCUUAAAGAGCUGUUCUUCACAAAGAUCCCACCAUCUUUGAUCAAUUUCAGAGAUUGGGCGCCAGAAGAAGAAGACGAUGUGGAGGUCGGGUCCAUCGCCUCUGAACGAGGCAGAGCCUAUAGUCCCCGAGACACGGAUAUGAGCAGUGGCAAGCCCGAUCAUAAUAACAUUGAUUUGCGCCUUCAGAACCAGGAGUAUGGUAACAAAAGUGACGCAGCUGUCCAGGAGAUAAGUGUCGAUGAAGGCGCCACAGCGAUUGGCUCGGUUGACCAAGAACCCGCGAAUUUGAGGAGAAACUCGAGCGUAGAUGUGAGAUCAAGAUAG